AUGCUUGGGGCAGGUGGGGGCUCGAUGGACCUGCCCUCCCGCCUGUUUGUCAUAUGCGUGGCCUGCGGGUGCCCUGGAGACCGGCAGCUGUUCCUCUGGGCUGCCGGUGCAGUGUGCCCCAUCCCCAGCACUGUGCCCCGAGAGCCCAUCUGCUGUGGGUGCCGGACAGGACUUGGGGGCCGCCUGCCUGUGCCCAGGGCAGAGGCCGCGCUGCCCUACUGGGUACCUCUGACACUGAGACCUCGGAAGCAGAUCCAAAAGAUGGCCCGGGCUUAUAUCCCCAGGAUGUCCAAGGUCUGCCCCUGCCCAUGCCACCGGUUUGGGGGCCGCCUCCCAACACCUAGAGACCAGGCGGUGAUGCCCUACUGGGUGCCGCAGUACCUGAGGACCCAGAAGCGCAUCCUGAAAAGGCAGCAGAAUCUUAAAGGCCUCUCAGAACACCCCCUGGAUUUGCACUGCUGGUACAAUCGAUGGCGGAUCUGCUGUGACAGGCCCCUUCUCCUCAAGUGGCAGCAGCUGCAGGCCCUGCACCAUGACACGCCGGCCCCGGGGAGGGCGGUCAGCCUCCCUGACCCCGUCCUUCUGCCCCUUGGCCUCAGCCUCCUGACUCUCCUCCACACUGUCCUGAGGGUCCUCGCAGCCAUUCGGUGCUCCAGCAUCACCUCCCCAAUAACACUCGCAAUGAACCCUUGUCUCAGGCUCUGCUUCUGGGGAACCCAAGAUAAGACAGAAGUGAGCUCAGCUCUCAUCUCCCUGCCUGUGUUUUCUGGACGCCUGAUGCUGGAGCCACAAGAGGGCGCUGGGCAAGUCUUCAUCUGGAGUGUCCGGAUGGAGGAGCAGGCAUCCGCCCAGCUCAGCACCCAGCUCACAGGAGGGGACAGGCAUGGCCUUCAUUCACUGCAGAUGGGGAGCCACCUUCUCCGUGUCUGUCCAUCACUUUCCCCUGAGAAGAUGAGCGUGUCGGUGGAUCCAGGCUGCGGCGUCUGCACGGGCGCAGGCUGA
This is a messenger RNA of Trichechus manatus latirostris (Florida manatee), 1002 nucleotides long. It is a transcript of the gene CUNH16orf95, whose product is annotated as chromosome unknown C16orf95 homolog. Lineage: Eukaryota; Metazoa; Chordata; Mammalia; Sirenia; Trichechidae. The record is from RefSeq and is a predicted model, not a curated record. The transcript is spliced from 9 exons. The coding region runs from base 1 to 1002 and encodes 333 amino acids.